This is a messenger RNA of Stomoxys calcitrans (stable fly), 1029 nucleotides long. Its product is annotated as ras-interacting protein RIP3-like. Lineage: Eukaryota; Metazoa; Arthropoda; Insecta; Diptera; Muscidae. The record is from RefSeq and is a predicted model, not a curated record. The transcript has 2 exons. The coding region runs from base 1 to 1029 and encodes 342 amino acids.
AUGUCCAAUUUAGAAAUAAAUAAAUCACCACAACAAUUACCAACGACAACACCUCAAGAGCAACUCCAACUCCUACUGCAACAACAGCAGGAACAGGAACAGAAGCAAGAGCAAGAGAAUGCAAUUAUGGUUGUUGGUGGUCAACCGACAACUCAGCAAACAACGACGGACGACAACACCUUGUCGACCACAGAGUUAUUAGACCCAAUGGCAUCAACACCACCAUCAACAACAAUAGCAGCAGCCGUAUCCACCGCCACCGACAAAGAGGAGCAAACCUUGCAGACAUUGGUGGCAUUGAAAAAUGAAGAGGCAAAUGAGUCCAACAACAGCCAACCUCAACAAGACCCCAUAAAAAGCCAACAACACCAAUCGGAACAUCAACAUCAAGUAUCAGAAGAAGCAGAACCAGAACAAGAACAAGAGCAGCAACAUCAACAUUCAAAUGAACAUCAGCAGCACAUAUCAUCGUCAUCAGCAACCUCUUCCUCUGAAACAGCUGCUGAAGCAGCCUCUUCAACAUCAUCGAAACAUCAAAUUUCACCUACAAUGCCAAUAAACAUCAACAAUAAAGUGGGAACAUCAACUUUUCAAAGGUCCUUGGCCAUCACAGAGAAUGCCGGCAAUGCAGCUAAUGGGGGUGGUGUUGCUGCCUCUGCUGCUGUUGUUGUUACCUCAAAUUCCUGCUAUACUUCGCAAAGCACUUCAUCAGCCAGCAUUGCUACUCCGCUCAGUCGCGGUCCCAUUGCGCAGGCUACUUUUGCGAUCAUUAUCACAGAACACAUAAUUGUAUUGCCUAUGAGAAUUCCCAUCUCCGUUGUUUUUAUUUUGCUCUGUAAUUUUUGUUUAACAAAGACCAUAUCCCUAUUUGCUGCUGCUUCCACUGCUACUGCUGUUGCUGCUCCUGUUAUUUGUUGUCUUCCACUUUACAGGCAUUCGGCCGUAGAGGAACGCGUAGGCAAACAAACCCCACCGCAACAGGACCCACGGAAAGGGAAGCAAAAAAUAAAGAAAAAUACCCACAAGUAA